This is a messenger RNA of Rhodamnia argentea, 1970 nucleotides long. RefSeq lists its product as uncharacterized. The transcript has 4 exons. NCBI's taxonomy places the organism in Eukaryota, Viridiplantae, Streptophyta, Magnoliopsida, Myrtales, Myrtaceae. The record is from RefSeq and is a predicted model, not a curated record. Bases 305 to 1786 code for a protein of 493 amino acids.
AGUGAAGGAAGACCAAAGAGGAAAGUACAGAUUUCCGCCUUAAAUUGAGGUGCAAAAAUGGAAGACAGCGGUCGAGUUGGAGGUUUCUCUAUCCGUUGCAAUUACAGCGAUGCCCAUUAACCCGAAUUACCAAAUGGGUCUGUUUUACCUUAUUAUAUCCAUCAAAGAGACGAGGCAGAGGAAGGGCGAAAUCCUCCUGGGGCCAGGAUGGUCCUCACGAGUCGCCGUAUAUAAGAAAACCCAAUCCCAGGUUCCGUCUCUCAAGCACUAAAAGAGAGGAGAGAAAACAACAGCCCAUAUUCAGAUGGGUACUGCGCCUGUGGAGAAGCAUUUGCAUCCCCUGUUUUUGUUGCUUGGGUUUGUGCUACUACUGCUAAUGAUGUCUUGCGCCAGAAGUGCUGAGUAUGUGUCGGCAGUGGGUGACCCAGGAAUGAGAAGGGACGGGCUGAGAGUGGGUUUUGAAGCUUGGAACUUCUGCAAUGAAGUUGGCCAAGAAGCUCCUGGCAUGGGCAGUCCGAGAGCGGCCGAUUGCUUCGAUCUGGAGUCAAGUGCUGCAUUGAAACCCAAGGUAACAGAAGCUGAUAACCAGCUUGGGGUGGGCAAAUCGUUCCCAGGUCUAUCCCCAGAAGCCCAGAAAGACCCAGACAUGUAUGCUGUUGAAAAGGAGCUCUACUUGGGCUCUCUGUGCCAAGUCUCGGACACCCCAAGGCCAUGGCAAUUCUGGAUGGUGAUGCUCAAGAAUGGCAAUUACGACACCACCUCCGGCCUGUGCCCUGAGAACGGGAAAAAGGCGCCGCCUUUCAAGCCAGGGAGGUUCCCCUGCUUCGGUGCCGGGUGUAUGAACCAGCCAGUUUUGAAUCACCAGCAGACAAGGUUACUAGGCGAUGGUACGAUGAGAGGGAGCUUCAAUGGGACUUAUGAUAUGGGUUCUGACAUUGGGAAGGAGAAUGAUGGGGCGUCGUACUAUGAGGUGGUCUGGGACAAGAAGGUAGGUGAAGGAAGUUGGAAAUUUCAUAACAAACUCAAGACCUCAAAGAAGUACCCAUGGCUGAUGCUCUACCUCAGGGCUGAUGCAACCAAAGGGUUCUCCGGUGGGUACCCUUAUGACACCAGAGGGAUGCUCAAAACACUUCCUGAAUCGCCUAAUUUUAAAGUGAGAGUGACCUUGGACAUCAAGCAAGGGGGUGGUCCCAAGAGCCAGUUUUAUUUAGUCGACAUAGGCAGCUGUUGGAAGAACAACGGCGACCCUUGCGAUGGCGAUGUGAGCACUGAUGUCACCCGAUACAGCGAGAUGAUCAUCAACCCCGAAACUCCAGCUUGGUGCAGCCCCAGUGGCUUAGGCAAUUGCCCGCCGUAUCACAUAACGCCCGACAACAAAAAGAUCUACAGAAAUGACACUGCAAACUUCCCAUACUCGGCUUAUCACUACUACUGCGCUCCCGGCAACGCGCAGCACUUGGAGAAACCUGUGAGCACGUGCGACCCGUACAGUAAUCCUCAGGCGCAAGAGCUGGUUCAGCUGUUGCCACACCCUAUCUGGGCCAAGUAUGGCUAUCCGACGAAACAAGGGGACGGUUGGGUUGGGGAUGGAAGAACUUGGGAGCUCGAUGUUGGUGGAUUAUCUUCUAGGCUCUACUUCUAUCAGGAUCCUGGAACUACUCCAGCUCAGAGAAUUUGGACAUCCAUCGACAUGGGCACCGAGAUUUUCGUCAGUAACAAGGAUGAAGUGGCAGAGUGGACUCUCUCUGACUUUGACGUCCUCGUUCCAUCGACAAACACGGCAUGAUUCGUGUUCUGUCUCCUGCAUUCUUCCCAAAAAUAAUAGAAUAGACAGUCAGAAAACUUGCUUGUGGUAAAAGAGUAUCGAGAUCAAGAAGCCUAACAAGCCCGUAAGGGCGUGGCUUAUUGAAUCCGGGAUGUUCACUUCAUUGUUGUCACAGAAUUCAUACACAAGAAACCAGAACAUUGAA